CGAGGAGACCCCGGACCGCCUCCUUCCCGGCUGGUCCGCCAUCUUGUUGUUGAUUUGAACGGGUUCAGAGCGGGUGAGAGGAUCCGGGACACGGGAGGAGACCAUUGCGGGUGACCGCCCCCCUAUCCCAGCUGGGAGCAGCGCCUGGGGAGGCGGUGAGAGGAGGAGAAGCCGGCGAGGGCGAGCUAGGAGCGGCCAUUACCGGAUAGUGUAUGUUUAAUGCUGGAGCUGUGGGAUGGAGGGGGUGAAGCCCAACCAGGCGUCAAUCAAAGCAUUUUACAAUGGGAGGAGGGCUGAGGAGGCAGCUCUGCAACCACCGAACUACAACUCCCAUGAUGCUUUGCCAGAGACCUGAGGGUGGGGGAGGGGGGUUACAGCUCCUGGCUAUCCCAGCCUGGCUAUGCCUGACAUCAUGCAGUCAUUGGCCCUCCAUGGGCUAUCGGCCAGCUAUGAAUGGGCUAAUAGCGGCAGGGGCUCAGUGGGUACAGUAGAGAUGAAGGUUAGGGACAGGUGAGUAGUUUUAUAAGACUGCUGAAGGAUCAGGUAACGUGGGAUGAAUGGUCAGAAGAGUGUGUGGACUGGAUAGGUGGUGGAGUAAAGGACUAGGUGCACUGGCCCUAUAAAAUAAGGAGGAGAAAUGAGUGAAGGACCAGAUGCUAUGGCUUUAUUAUAGGGGACAAAGGAUUAGAUGCACUGGCUUUAUAAAACAAUGGGGGACCAAAUUUGGUGGCUUUAUAACUAGGUAAAGGACCACCUGGAACAGGGUUUAACCCCUUAAGGACACAGGACAUGUGUGACAUGUCAUGAUUCCCUUUUAUUCCAGAAGUUUGGCCCUUAAGGGGUUAAAAAGAGAGGAAGGACCUGAUGCACUAUCUUUAUAAUAUGGGGCAAAGGGACCAGCUGCAGUGACUUUAUAAAACCGUGAAGGCCUAAAAUGUGGUGGCUUUAUAACUGGAUAAAGAGCCACAUGGCACAUCCUUUUAAAAUAAGGCCUGAUGCAGUGGCUUUAUAAUAGGGGGUGAAGGACUAGAUGCACUGGCAUUAAACACUGAAGGACUAAAUAUGGUGGCUUUAUAAUUGGAUAUAUAAUUUAGAGCAUUUAACAAGAGUCAGAGGACCAGAUGCAGUGCCUUUAUACGACGGUGGGGUUAGAUCAGUGGUUUUUAACAAGGAUUCAAGUGAUGUCAUUAUCUUCACUACACAUUCUUCGAGAUUUAAACUACGUGCCUUCAUUACACUCUUUCAAUUGUGAAAGAGGUCUCCUUGCUUUAAGAAAUGCACAAAUGAUACAGUAAAAACAUCUUGUGAGCAUUUACGUAAAUCCUGCAUCAACUUGAAAUGCUUGUCCCUAACAUUGGGACCCAAUUCUGGAUUUCAAGACUGGUUAAAAACCUCUGCCCUAGCAGAGAAAGACCAGAUAGAGCAUGUUAUCAAAAAGAGAAAGUAGGGCCAUGAGACAAGAUUUAUAUUGUAUAUUUUUACAUACUCAGGAAUGAUGAUGGUUGGGGCUAACAAAGGAGGAAGCAACAGCACCGAUUAAUGGAGCCAACUUGUUCAUGACAAAUAGUUUUAACCUUUUAUAUCCAGUAAUUCAAUGAUUCUUAACCCCCUGGGUGAGUUCCCCAAAAAGUGCCCCUGUUUAGUUUUAUAGGAACCAGCACAUCAUACUGAUUAGAUUAUAGGCAACUGUACUCUUUGAUUUGUUUACCACUUUCCAAUUUGAUUCAGAACAAAAGAGAUUUAACAAAAUGUAUUUAAAUGUUGUUGUUAAUAUUAUACUUGUAUGAUAGCGGUGACAUCACUGCUGAGAGCAGGGAAAGGUGAAAUUAAUUUACCUGAACCUGUCAAUUGCAGGUGCUGCCAUUCUGUUCCGGCCUGUCUUCUUCGCAGUCAACAUCUGUACUCUCGUGCAUGCGUGCGAGUAAAACAUUAAGGUCUAUGGGGGAUCCUCCAGCUCUCACUGCUGAUUGACACUUCUUGACAGCGGUAAUUGUCUAGUGUCAGGCAGAGAAGAUAUAUUGAGACAAAGUAGUCCCUACUUUGUCUGUGUAUUUUGUGACUGGGUUGGAAUCUCAUUGAAAUUAAAACACAGUCCGUUUAAGUAUUUCAUAAAGAUUUUCUUCAUAAAUGCAUUUUCCCAGAGGGUGACAAUGCCACUUUAACCCCUUAAGGACACAUGACAUGUGUGACAUGAUUCCCUUUUAUUCCAGAAGUUUGGUCCUUAAGGGGUUUAAGAGGAGACACUGAGCAUUUUUUCCAAUUGAAGAAUGGCCCACCAAGUUAAUACAAUGUACAUAAUAAGUUGAGUCUCUUAAGGCUAUUUACUAACGUAAGAAUUGUUGGGAAUUCAAAAUGAAUUUCAAGUUUAAGGGCAAAAUACCUGAACCAGAAAUAAUCUCCUACUUCGCUAUGCUUCCAGUUCAGCUAUUACGGCCUUAAGUUUAAAAGACUGUCAAAAAAACGUAGGUUGCCAGAAAGGUUUUCUAAUGGAUUUCCCAUCCUACUGGAAAUGCAUAUCACCAAGUUAAGGCAACUGAUUUCUGUUAGUAAGUGUGCAAAGGCCUGGUUAUGUAAAGCCAUUUUUUUUUUUUUUUUUAAACAAUUAGUACAUUCUGUCAGUUGUGAAUAAGGUAGAUUAGGGACAAGUAAGAGGGCUUGUUAAAUUGGGUUCAGAAGAAGGCAAAGUUGGGUCAAGAAAGGUAAAAGGUUAAAAUAAGGGAUGGAGGAUAGACUCAGGACAGUGAUUUCGACAAAAUGGGCUACGUAACCACUGUGGCAGAUUGGUAAUAAGUCAAAGCAUUGUGCGUGAAGUGUCAAAGUAGGAUAUGAAUUCUAUGAAACUUUGGAAAGUUUCUUACAAUACAGACCCCCCCUCCCCCAAAUUGUCUUGUAUUUUUUUCUUUGUAUGGUACCUAAACUUUAGAACAUAUAUUUUUGUAUUCAAGGAUUAGGCUUGGAUGUGAAUACACUAGUUACAUUUUCAGCAUACAUGCUUCAUGUACUAUUGUCUUCUUCCUGCCAUUUUAUGUAAGUGGAGCAAACACUGACAUAGCGCUAUGGAAUUUGCAAGCACUAUAUAAAUAAUAAAAUAAUUGAGGAGCUGCACACAUUUACAGCAUUAUUCACUAGAGUGAAAAUUUAUGUGAAUUGGUCAUUUUAUGCCAAACUGAAAAUCGAACUGGCUUGGAGUUUUUUUGUGUGGUUGUUUUUUUGUUUUUCCUAAUUUAGCUAAUGUGACCUGUUAGUCUCCAAGUAGAAGUAUAUUUUACAACCUGCUUAACAAAAUUUGGGUUUACAUUCCCCUUUCAAAUAAUUUUCCAAAGUAAAUGAGUUCUUGAAAUGGGCUAAAACAAAAUCAGGGGACUUAAAGGACCACUUUAGGCACCCAGACCACUUCAGCUUAAUGAAGUGGUCUGGGUGCCAGGUCCCUCUAGGAUUAACCCUUUCUUCUAUAAACAUAGCAGACUCAUUGACAGCCGCUAGGGCGUUUGUGUGCUUCUCACUGUGAAAAUCACAGUGAGAAGACGCCAGCGUCCAUAGGAAAGCAUUAUAAAUGCUUUCCUAUGAGACUGGCUGAAUGCGCGCGCAGCUCCUACCAUGCAUUCAGCCGAAGAGGAGAGCUCUCCAACUGAGGGGCACCCUCAGGGCACUAUAGUGCCAGGAAAACGAGUGUUUUCCUGGCACUAUAGUGGUCCUUUAACACGGUCAGAUCACUUUAAAGAACUUGCCUCACAGAUUUGUCAUUCAUUCAUUGUACUUAAAACAUAUGAUACGCACUAGAGAGAGCCAAAACUGAAGCCCCCUGUAGUACUACUUCCAUGAUGCUUUGCCAGCUCAGAAAGCUGCAUGUUAUGGGAGCUACGGUUCUAAAAUGGGGAGAUUCUUUCUGUUACCAUCCCUUGAAUUAAUCAUCAAGUGUUAGAAGUCCAAUAAAUAUGUAUGACUGUGAUGGCAUAACUACUUUUUACGGAAUUUACAUUAUUUAUUUCUGCAAAUUUUAAUUGUCAUAGUUCUGACAUCCUUAGAAGCAGAAGGGAAAAUUUAUUUAUUUUAGGACAUAAUUUUGUAUUUACCAAUAUUCAUUGGAACCGUCAAGUUUUUGGGGACAUGCUACUUUAUGCAAAUUCAGUAAUUUGAUAUCCCCUCCCUCAAAGUGUUGUCCAUACUUCAGGGCAGCACUUUUCAAAUACUGCGCAUCAGCAUCAACAGAUAAUUUGUGUAGGGAAGCAUACUGGGUUUGGCAAAUCUAAUCUUGAUUGAGGUCAUCUAGAGCCCAACGUUAAUAUACAAAGGCUAAAAUGUACAUUUAUAGGGACACUAACACCAUAACUGAUUCAUCUCAUUGAAGUGUCUGGAGUCCCUUGGCGCUGUCCUUCCAUUCAGCAUUAACUUGUUUUUAAUCUUUUAAUGCCAAACAAAGUCACCCAUAUCUUCUGUGAUGCUUGGGCUAAUGAGGUAGCUAGCUGUAGGUAUGAAUCGGUAUGGUUACAACAGAGUACCGUAUUUUCCGGCGUAUAAGACAACCUUUUAACCCUGGAAAAUCGUCUCCAAAGUUGGGGGUCGUCUUAUACGCCCAAUCAUUUUAAACGCCGGAAAAUACAGUAAUCUCUGACUUAGCCACGCUUUCAAUGGAGGCUGAGCUAUGGGAAUCCAUUGACCGUCAUUUAGUGUUAAAUUGCUCUAAAAUAGUUAAGCACUGAACGGAGGGACAGUGCAAGGAGACAUGUUUGUAUCCCUAAUGCUGUAGUGUCGUUCCUUUAAACUUGAGAUUCACAACGCUAGGGCACUCUUGUCGUCUUAAACACUAUAGUGGGCUGUAAUGGUUAUGGUGCUUGUUUUAAAAUUGGAAUUGCAAAAUAUAGGCUACAAUUGCCACGAGUGACUUUAGCAAAAUUUAUAUAUUUUUUUUUUAUUUUUAUAAAUCAAUUUUUUGCCUUAAUUGUGCAAUUUGGGUUUUAGUUUCCUACAUUUCUCAGUUAAUAAUAGAAAAAUACUUUAUCUUUUUAAAGACAUACAUGCACAGUUAAUGGUUGCCAUUCUAAAUGGCAAAAUAGGUCAAAAGGAGUUAAAAAUAAAUAAAUACAAAUUACAAUAUGAAGAAAGCUUAUAAAAUAAAUGAAUUAGUACUGUGCAGCUGGUUCAUAAAACCACCAUGACUCCUCUUGUGGUAUAAUAUAAGUCACAAAAAAUGAAAGGGACACUGUAGUCACUAUAAGCAUUUCAUCUCUUUGAAUUGGUUAUAGUGCCUGGAGUGCCCUGGCAUUGUCCCUCCAUUCAGUGUUGAACCAUGUUUGUGCAGUAUGCCACAAAAUAAGAGUCCCUGGCCACCCACAGUCCGGCCCCUUCAGUAUGUGUAGUUAAGGCAGAGAUUACACACUUCCUUAUUGUCAUACCCAUUCAUACCGUCCGUUGGAACUCUGACAGGCUAAAAGCAGUCAGCUGACACUCUCAGCCAAUCACAGCUGCCCAUUGUUGCUCAGGCUAAUACUUCCUUAUUAGCCAAAGCAGCACAGAGGGGAUGGAUUGCCUAUGACUCUUGUUUAGCAUUAAAGCAUUAAAACUUUAAAAACUGUUUAAGGCUGAAAGAAAUUAUGGUACCAGAGGACUCCAGACACUAUAACCAGUUUAAUGAGAUGAAGCAGAUACAGUGCCUACGGUGUCCCUUUAAAAGCAGACUUAAGCAGUACAUCUAAGUGCUGCAUUUUGAAAAAGUAAUUCUCCUACCACAUGAAUCAAAUAGAAUAAGCCCAGGCAGCUACAGAGAGAGGUUUGGAGUGCCCAAGCCCACCAAAAUUCAUGUAGUCCUCCCUCAAAUUGCACCGAUCAUGGUGAAUGAUAACGUGAUCACGUCUAACUCGAUCACCAUGUUACCGUAGCAAUGGUAGGCAGUGAUUGCGAGAUUUAAAGAGAAGUGUCCCAUGCUGGCAAAGAUUGAGGAGUAAAGAGAAACUUGCAGGCAUCUGGGAAGCAAUAACUGGAGGGCAUUGCACAUUGAAAAAAGGUUUGUAAACCCGAAAUGGUUUUUGGCCUUCAUUAAAAUGUAUCCCUUAAUUCUGAUGGCGCUUGUUUGAAUUUUUAUUUUUUGUGCAUUCUAUAUGGCAAGAUCAUAUCUAUGCAGUAGGUGUUCAUGCCAUCCUACACUGGUAAGUGCUCAACCCAAUCACCCUAGAAACUUAAAUCACAGGCAGCUUUAUACCAAAGAGCUUUCCUUUAAAUGUAGCUCAUUCAUAGAAAUGAAAGCGGCAUCAGUGAUUACACAAGCAACCUUUCUCAUUGAAAUGAUGCUUUGAUCCAAAGCACAGUUGACAUCACGUGACCUAGGAAUAGGAAAUAUCUUACACUGCUUAUUUAACAAGGUUUGAAUUUUUAUUUUUUGUGCAUUCUAUAUGGCAAGAUCAUAUCUAUGCAGUAGGUGUUCAUGCCAUCCUACACUGGUAAGUGCUCAACCCAAUCACCCUAGAAACUUAAAUCACAGGCAGCUUUAUACCAAAGAGCUUUCCUUUAAAUGUAGCUCAUUCAUAGAAAUGAAAGCGGCAUCAGUGAUUACACAAGCAACCUUUCUCAUUGAAAUGAUGCUUUGAUCCAAAGCACAGUUGACAUCACGUGACCUAGGAAUAGGAAAUAUCUUACACUGCUUAUUUAACAAGGUUUAUAAUUUGGAUAGGGUAGAUGGAAAAGUGUGUGUAGGGGCAGGGGAGAGGGGGGGGGGGGAAAUCAUUGGUGACCAUCUGAAACACUUUAGAUAUUUCAGUAGUCAAGGUAAUCCUGUUUAAUAAAUUAAGUCUAACCUUCUAGAGGACCAUUUUCCAGUAAACAAUAUGGAUUGUGUUUAUAAUAGUCACAGUUGCACUGCCAUGUUUUAAUACCUAAAUUGGUGAUUAUCUGGGUUCCAGCAAAACAUUAUUAAAUCUAGUGUUUACUAGGAUCAUCUCUGAAUUUAGUGAAUACACCUAUAUUGCAGAGGACAACUAUUUUUCCAUGAAUGUACUAGUACAGUGUAUAGCUGUCAUGUUCUUGACAGAUCCACUUGAACCAUAAGAGAAGAAUGGUUUUAGUAGGGAAUACAACAUGAGUUUGCUGUAUCAAAAUUGAAAGGUUAUUUGGGGGAGGGGAGUGACGACUGCUCAGUGUAUUUGCUGCUUGCCAGGUCUAAUUGGUGUGCUCAUUUAAUCCUGUCUUAUCUCUCCUAAUAUAUGCUCAUACAUGUAGAGGCUUUAGCUAUAUGCUGGGAAAUGUUUGGCAUACAGCAGGAUGACUUUUAUUAAGCUUGUGGGGUUUUUCUCAGUUGUAUUAGCACCUUAUUAUGGGGUGGACUAAUGUAGACACUUUGUCCUCUGUAGACAAGUUUAAGUGCUGUGCACACCUGAGAAGCACUUGCUCCUUUUCACCUGGUAAUUUUGUACCCACUAUUAAAUAAUUCAACUGGACUCACUUUCCAGGCGUUCUGACUCGGGUUCCUUUUUCCAUCUCUUUUGUACAUGCACUUUGACCAAUUAUCUGUAUACCUCUUUGAUCCUCUGAAUGUUCAUCCUUAGCAGAUUAAAUAAAAUAGAUUUGUGUAUGAUUAGAAGGUCUUGGGUUCCCUGUUGGCUGGUUUCCUCCAUUAUAACAUUAGAUCAUAUUUUAUGGUAUUCUCUCCAUGGCAGGCUGUUUGAACCCACUUCCUUUUCCUGUGUAAAAAUUUUCCCUAUUACAGUACUUGCCUUUCUGUCUCAUCUACUAGAGAAAGCUACUAAUUAAAAAUAAAUGUGCAUUGUUUGUUUUAUUUUUGUUUUGUUUUGUUCUUUUUCUUUCAUUUUUGAAAACGUGGCUUUGGAAACUUACUGACUGCGCCAGAACAUCGACACUUGUAGUUUUGAUGGCUCAGUAAAAACCUCCUUUUCAGUUGGGAGCGUGGAGGAUUUCAGAUUUAUCAUAUUCCUUUGUGUAACAAUAUGUAAGCAUUUCACAAACAAGCUCUAAUAGUGCUAUUUCAGGGGUAUGUUGUCAAUUCUCUGACUGAAUCUUGCCUUGAGUGAUCAUUGUCACUUGACCUAAUCUGUCUUUUAGCAUAAACAACAUUAAGUGAAAGAUUGCAUUGAAGGGUAGCUGUAGGAUGCAUUAAUCUAAUGCCAUGCUUGCGUAUUGGUAAGAAUGUUGAGGGUGAUGGGCAAGGAAUGCUGUCUUUUUAUCAGGCUGGCUCUAUUAUUAGGCAUCUGUUUCAAGACUCUGGUAUGCACUCUGUUCUAUGUCAGGAGAUCUUGUUUCUGUGAAGUGUUAUGUCGCUAUGCAUCUUGGUGCCAGUCUGUGUGUACACACAAGCAUCAUUACAUAGAACGUACAUGUAGGUCACAGUAAUUGGGGCUCCUAAUGUGGACCUUUUUUAAAUAGUUUUGGCCAUUCCAUAGUCAUACUACAUCCUUCUGACUUUGAUUAGCUUCCAUGCUGAUGAGUACAGCUGUAAUGUUUGGAGUAAAGUCUGGGGGGGGGGGAAAACAUCUUUGUACUUUGUCCAUUACAUUGGUGAGACCGUUUAUUCACAAGGUCAUUGUAAGUCAUUUACUUAUGUUUCCAAUUUGUUCUCCUCCCCUUCACUGUACAGGCGGUACUGCUCCUAGCCCUUUUUAGGCCCGCUGUACCUUCCUAUAUUUAUCCCGUGGGAUAUCCCCAUUUCCUUCUUCGAGCUGUUGUUCUUCAGCUGGGUUGGAGAUGGAGGUAGGCCUUCUGUUUUUAUUGUGCUAUUUUAGGUGGGGGGGAAAGGGUGGGUUGCGGUUGGUUCGGAUCGCGUAGGCUUGGGGUGGGUUUUUUUUUUUAUUUUUAUUUUUUUUAUAUAUUCUCAUUUCCUUGUCCAGCUAAGGAGGUGUUCCGUUAAUGCCUCUGGUUUGGCCCUUUAUAUCCUAGUUGGUGUUACAACUUGUGGGCUUUUCUGUCCGGCAUCCCAGAUCUUGCUCUGUGCUCUUUUCUGAGAACCAAUUACACAGCAGCCCAGUGGCGUGGCAUCUGGAAGUUUUGUGGACUGGUAGCAGCUAGUGUGACUAUUCCGUUACCUACUAGUGUUUUAGUGUGUGUGUUUGGGGGGGUCUUAAGGUAGUUCUCCCAAUGCUCCCAUGCCUCUAAGAUGUUUCCUUGGAGUCAACGGUUUCUGGGACAUUGCUUCGUAAUCACAGUUCGUUGAGACCUGCCGUAUCAGGGCCUGUAUGUCGGGAGCCCCAUUAGAUUUCCAAAGUCUUUCCUCUUAUCCACCAGCUUUGAGUUGAUCUAUAUUAGUUUGCCAAUGGCUGUUUCUGAAACCUCAGUGAUUCUAGAUUCUAACAUUGUAUUCUCUGUAAGUACAGUGAAAAUGUUAAACCUUCGUAGACAUACUGUUUAUUCCAGUGGUUUGUUUGUAACUUUCAUUUUAUUGCAACUUCUUUUUCCCCAAGUGGAAGGAACUGUUGUCUGUCACAUGUGGUAUAAAGAGCUAGUGUUCCUGAUGCUAACAUACAGUGCUCCUCUGAUUUGGUUAGUAAGCACCUAAAGCAGUCUCUGCUUUUGAAGAAUGCAGAGACUGCUAACUCGCCAUACAAGGCGGCACAAACUUCGUUCUGUGGCAAGAAAAAAGUUUAAAUGGAUUCUCAAAGUACCAUAGCUAACUGUGCACCAUACUUUUAAGGAACUCCUUGUCAUCCUCAUCCUAUUGGUUAUGGAUGCAGUGUUUUGCAACUCUCCCGUUUGUCAUAUUCACCCUAGAUUUGUACAGUUGGCGGGAUAAGAUUUAAUGGUGUUGAUCAGAGACCAAGUAAAGGAAAAUGCAUAAUAACAUAUGAAAAAGGAUGGGUUAAAGUAUUAAAGAUUGAUUGGGACAGUAAUGAAAUAGAAUUUGGAGACCAUAGAAGUAAGGCAAUGGAAAGCUCAAUACAGAGCAUGGGAGAGAAAUGGUGGGCAAUGGAAAAGGGUCUGGAAGGGAGUGGGUGGGACCAGUUGUGAAAGGACAAGUGUAGGAGAUGAAGAGGCCUAGUGACUGAAAGUAAGCAAUUGGGGGACUAAAACUACAAAUUGUAGCUUCUGGGGACUCCAUGCUUUUAAAUUAUUUUAUAACCAUUUAAAAUAUAAAGAUUUUAUAUUAAUUUAUUCAUUUACGACUAACUCUGGGUCCCAGUUUAGAUCAAUGUGUGCUGUCCGUACAGGUUUCAUCUGUUUUUUGUUUUUUUGUUUGUUUUACUUACAUGUUACACUCCUCCUCUCCCUCCAAUAACCACACUAUUGCACCUCAGCUCCACAUGAAAGAAAGAGGAAGCAACCCCCUCAAGAAAGCAUUGAGGAUACUUUCCGCGGGAGAGCAAACCGUAGUGUUUGCACUAACUCUUUCACUUUUGUCAAUUGACAGGUUUUCUAUGGGAAAAUUAGAAUUGGCUAAGAAAUCUCAUAUCUGUGCUUUGUCCUGAAUACUGCAGAGGUUCAUUCAUAUUCUGUCAGGGUGAGCAUAUAUUUAGCACAAUAUUUAUAUUUAUUUCAGAUUUAAUGCAUAAUUUUGUCUAAUUUCUAUUCUGUUUUGCUUCAGUGUGUUGCUGGUUUAUUUUUUUUGUGGGGUUUUUUGUGUGGUCAUGUGAUAAAGUAAACGCGAGAGAGAGAGAGAUACUGCCUGACUAAACCUUGAGUGAGAUAAUGUAGCUUUAGGGACAUUUUCAAGUUCAUGCAUGUGUUAGGAGCAUCUGCCAUGUGGAGGCAAAAGCUGAAAGAUCAGUCACAGGGGUCACACAGUUUGAGGCUGGGAGUCAUAUGAGGACAAUUUCCAUGAUACACUUUGUCGGCUGCUUGCAUUGACGGUGUGUAGUAUGUGGUUAUCUUGUUUUAUGACUCAGUGCCCUAUGUUGCUAACUCAUAGUUUACAUCGGGGCCUGCUGUGAAUUCCUUAUUGAGGUGUUGAGUUAAUCUAAUUUCUGGGGCAAAGGGUCUGCAUGAAAGUCCAACCUUUCUAUUAUAUUUUCUAAACCAGGAACAGCGAAGAUUUGAUCCUCUCCCAGCUUAUUUUGAGUUUGUAAUUUUGUGGCCAGUUCUUUACAAGAUUGUGUGUUGGGUAACACCAUCUGUUUAAUUUUAAAAUGGAUAUGUAGAAAGACUUGCAAGAAAAGGAUUUUUACUUUAAAGGGACACUAUAGUCCCCAAAACAACUUUCUUAAUGAAGCAUUUUUGGUGUUUAGAUCAUGACUCUGAAGUCUUACUGCUCACGUCAGUGCUGUUUAUGUGUUAAAGGGAUACUAUAAGUGCCAGGAAUACAAAGCUGCAUUCCGGGUACUGUAGCUAACUUCCCUGCCUCCAAUAAAGUGUUAGAACCCCCCCCUUUUUUUUUUUUCUCUAUCCUGAUCCCAGCGCAGAUGUCUCUCGCACUUCUACCUAUGACGUCCCGCGAAGCGUUAAAGCGCAUGCUCAGCAAAUACCACGCUCGUAUUAGACCACCCCGUAGGAAAGCAUUGAAUCAGUGCUUACCUGUGGGGAAAUAGUGGACACUGGAUUUUGCAUGAGGACGUCCAGCGUCAGUUACUAGAUCAAACGUCUGGGAAGCGCCUCUAGGUGCCACUACAGGCAGACUUAGUGCUGCAAUGUAAACAUUUGUAGUUUCUCUGGAACUCCAUUUUUAAACAUUGCAGCACUAAGCGCGAUAGGAACACUGUACCCAGACCACUUUAAUAAGGUGAAGUGGUUUGAGUGCCCAUAGUUUCCCUUUUAAAUGACUUUGUUUCCAUUCAUGCAGCCAUAGCCAGACCUCCCCUGGCUGUGACCUACACUGCCUGCAUGAAAACAGAAUUUGCAACAUCGGAAGUGUAAACAUUAGAUGACUCUUUACAGAAAGUGUUUGAUGGUUUGGGAAGGCUGUCCAAGUCACAUGUAGGGAGGUUUUCCUAGGUCUCUAUAAACAAACUUAUUUAAUUCCUAAAUGGCAGAGAAGUGAGCAGUAAGUCUACAGUGGCAUGAUCUAUACAUCAUAAAGCUAAAAUUGUUUUGGUGACUGUAGUGUCCCUUUAACGUUUUAAAGUAGUGUUUUGUAAAGAAAAGGCAAUGUUUACAUGGCUGGCUAGUUACACCUAUAGUGACCAUCACUCAGAUGUCCACUAUAGGUGCUUCUACGGUCAGUGUCUACACUUUCUGCAUGAAGGUGCUUAAAAGACUACUAUAGUGCCAGGAAAAUUAGCUUGUUUUCCUGGCACUAGAGGGUCUUUAGGUCCCACUCCCGCUGGGCUGAAGGGGUUAAACACUUGCCUUUCUCUAGAGCCGGACUCCCUCGGUGCUGGGGAACUCUCCUCCCUCUGCCGACGUCCGCGCCGAAUGCACCUGCGCGUGCAUUUAAACAGUCCAAAUGAAAGCAUUUCUCAAUGCUUUCCUAUGGACGUCCAGCGUCUUCUCACUGGGAUUUUCACAGUGAGAAGCGCCUCUAGCUGCUGUCAGUGCGACAGCCAUUAGAGGCUGAUUAACCCUCAGUGUAAACAUAGCAGUUUCUCUGAAACUGCUAUAAUUUCAGCUGCGGGGUAAAACUAGAUAGACCUGGCACCCAGACCACUUCAUUGAGCUAUAUUGGUCCUUUAAUGUUCCUCAUGGAGAAGCAUUGAGUCACUGCAAUUCUACGAGGAGAUGCAGAUUGUGACAUGCAAUAGCCUCCCAAUGCUCUCCAAUGGAAAAGCAUUGAAUUUGAUGAGAUUAUAAAAGUUAUUUCAGCCACAGAGGCAGGGCCAGCCGUGGUGAGACCAAAGCAGAGUGGAAAAGAGGUGAGUGAAAACACAUUAAUCUCCAAAGUGAGUGGGGCCAGGGACCUAAUGCUGCAUUCCAGCACUAUACUGCCAGGCGUACAUGGUUUUAUUCUUGACACUAUAGGGUUCAUUUAAAGCGAUGCUGUCAUGCCAAACUUAACUUUCCCCAAUCGCUUCCUCUUCUCUCCCUCUCUCAGGAUCUGUUCUUCUUUUCUUCAGGUCUGCUCUAGUUUUCUUUAAAACAUAAGACAGAGUAGGAACUACUUUGUUUAUGGAGGUUUCCUAUGCUUGAUCAGCUUUGACCCACUUCUCGCGGUCAAAGGAACUUUCCCACAAUUCUCACCUGAUCUCGUGAUGCUUCCUUUCAGUAUUCCCCAGCGUCCCCUAUAGAUAGGCCGGCAUCCAAACAGAAUGAACAGUUUGUUCAUUCGUGUUAGAAUGGCAUUCGGUAGUUUCUGUUCGUAUCAGAAUUUCAUUCGAAUGAAAAAAAAUCCGAUCCUAUUGCAGCCGCUUAGUAAAUAGCUCCCUAAUUCCCACAGUAAAAAUUACUUGGUAUUAGUAAUUAAUCUGCCCCUACUCACUAUGCUGCGAAUAGGGACAUGUCUACUAAGCAGUGUGCAGCCAGUGGCUGCUCACUGCUGUAAAAAAGACACCCUCACGCCUCUAAUAAAGUGCCACUUAGUGGGUCACCUAUAACAAUUAACGGGGGGCAUUGUGUUGUCGUCGUCGUCGUCCCAGAGCCCCCACUCGAGCACCGCGAGUGGAGGCCACUAAACUAAAUGGGGGGCAUGGUGUCUCUCCUCGCCCCCACCCAUGAGCGGUGGGUGGGGGCCCUUAGAUAAAACGGGGAGGGGGAUCAUUGUCAAUUAGGGUUCCCACUAUGUCCCCUCUCAACAUAGCGAGUAGGGGCAUUCGGGAGUUUUAAUCUCCCUUAUGCUAUUAUGGGGGUCAUAUUGAUCCCCAUAGAGUGAUGGAAGACAUGUGGGGGGGAGCACAGCUCCCUGACGCUUCUAUUUUUACAUAUUACAAGGAGGGAGCUGUGAGCCAGCAGCUCCCUCUAUGUAAUAAACAAACGAACACCGACAUUCGGUCUUUGUUUGUUCGUUUGAAAUUUCUAUUCAUUCAUUUGUCUUUCUGACAAAUGAAUAGUUGAAAUUCCCGUCUGAAUGCCGAACUUGGCAUGCGCGGGAAUUUCACAGCGCUAUCUAGUGUGGGCAACAUAGGGACUUCAUCGACCCACACAAAGAUGGCGGCACCUAGGUCCUGGCAGAAAGUAAACAUUAAAUAUUGGUAAUAUGGGUGGUGACCAUGGGCACUGUAUUAGUCAGGAGAGGGGUUAAAAAAAAAAAAACUGAUGCGGCCAUGACAGUGCCACUUUAAGUUAUUUGCCACAGAAAAUCUAAAGGCUCAGGGGUGGAUUUCAAUGUGCUAGAGCUAACCUUAACUGGAAAUGUAUAGCUUUGUGUGUGAAAUCUAAAAGCCCCAACAUGGGUGAAAAAUAAUAAUCUUUCUUUAAAUCUGAACUCAUUGCUUCUAAGGAUGAAAAAAAAAUUCAAAGCUCAAGUUUGCUCUGAUUGGGCGCUUGAUAUUACACGAACAAGGUUCAGUAGGUUACUAAGAAUGUAGCUGGAGUGAAAAUCGAGUCAGCAGAGUAAAGGAACCUGAGCCCCUCUUAAAGGUAACCUUGAAGGUUUCAGGUAUGCGAUUUGCAGGGUUCAUCAGUGGUGGAUUAGGUAAUUUAAUAAGGCUGGAAAGAGAUCCAACAGAGCACAAUCUAGAUGGUGCAAGUUAUAUCUACAUGCUCACUUGCCCAAACAGUGCUAAAGCGAUAGAUGGCUUGUGCAUACUUCUUUCUUGUGAAUGGCUAAAGCACUGGCUUAAUCGGUCAGUGAACAUAAACAGAAUGGACUUUACUUAAGGCUGAUAAUAGCUGUGUGAUUGGGACCUACCAGACACAGAAAGGUAGUAUCUUUCAUUAUUACUUUUUUAACUCUAGUUUAUCAUUGAGUACUAGUAUAUUGCAGAAGUCAAACAUUAAAAUCCAGCCAUACAAGUUCAUGAAAGAGAAAGUGUAGGUCUGUUUCAGUACUUGAAUUAUUGAAUAAAUGUGCUCAUUUUAUGGUGCAAACUGUAACUUUGUAAUGUGUUGGAUGGGUGAGCUAUGUCUGCAGCCUUUUAUAGUAAUAAAACUAAAAAAUGUAAUGUCGAUAAUAUUGGGAAAAGGGUAAUGGUUAGGAUCAUUGUGUUAUUUAUUUUUUUUGUAUUUGUUGUUAAAUUACUAAAUAUGCAUAUCUGCAUCUUUGUAACUUUUUACAGUUAAAAUUUCAGCUUGGUAAUUUUAUAAAUUUUCUCAAUUUAAUUCUACGUGGAGGUUGUGUGGGUGUGGUUUUUUUUUUGUUUUUUUUGUUUUGUUUUUUUUAAAUUUAUUUAUUUAUUUAUUUUUAUUUUUUUGUGAAGUGAUCUUCUGAAGAAACUUUUGAGUAAAGGCCUUGAAUUUUUUAUUUUUUUCUCUAAUGGUUAAUGUUUGUCUUUUUUCUUUCAGAUCCCUUGAGUGAGUCAAGACAAGAGUGUGAAGGUCCUGCAACCGACAACCUUUUGUUCUUCAGUGCUGCUGCCAGGCCCCGUGCCCCUCUCCAUGCCCCCGCCAAGCGUCGGGCAUCCAACGCAAUGUGUGUUUGUCAAACCAUGGAAGUGGGGCAGUGCGUUAAGAGCGCAGUAUGCGACAGGGGCCGAGGGGUUCUCCUGGAACCGUUCAUUCAUCAGGUGGGAGGGCACAGCAGCAUGAUGCGUUACGAUGACCAUACUGUGUGCAAACCACUUAUAGCCAGGGAACAGCGCUUCUACGAAUCUCUUCCACCUGAGAUGAACGAAUUUACCCCCGAGUACAAAGGUGAAGGACUCAUCUGGAAAUUGGUACCCUUAAGACUGCAUACAUUUUAUAUUCUUUAUUCAUGAACUCCAUAAGGUGUUACUAUGCAAAGCUUUCAGCCAUUUGUUUUGUUUAUUAUGCUCAAAUAUGUUCUGUUGCAAUAAAAAUGUGUUCUGCUGACUACUUCUUUUCUUUACUUCAGUCUAGAUUUUGAAAGAUUUAUCUUGAUGUAACUAUGAUGCAUCUGGUCAUGUGUUUGACAUAAAUAUAAUCUUUUUAAACUGUCUGUACCCAUAGUACAUUGAUUUCAUAAAACUGGGAAAUGUAUUUGGCCACCAUUAUUUAUUAUCACAGCCUGCAUUAGUCAUUGGCAAAUAUUGGUUUACUGGAGAGUAAUGAAUAUUGCAUAUCUGUGGUUUAAUCUUUUUCGAUAACCUUGUUUGAUGAAAUAGAACAUACAAUGUUACAGCAGUCCUACAGUACUGUAUUUUAUGCUAUGUAGGAAAUGGUAUUGUCACACAACCCUUUUUAUUUAUUUUUAUAUAUCUUGUGUAAUGGUAAACUUAAGUUACAGGUUCAAAGUAAUCUCUUGUCCUUUCAGGUGUGGUGUCUGUCUGCUUUGAAGGUGACAGUGAUGGUUACAUUAACCUUGUCGCAUACCCUUUUGUGGAGAGUGAGUCCAUGGAUCAAGAAGAAACCCCUGAAAGGGACCACUCAAGACGCAAACACUCCCGCCGUGGACUCCAUCGCACGAAUAGCAAUGCUGCAAGCACUGAACAUAAGGAUGAUUGGUCACUAUUAACUGGGGAGAACUCUGAAAGGUAUUAGACAUAUUUUAUGUACUUUCACUUAAAAAAACUAAAUGGAACUACAGGGGAUGUCAUGUAACCUUUGCUAUGAUGCGGUUUUUCUUUAUGGAUUUGUCAGUGAUUCUAAUGUAAGUGGAGAUUCUAGUGUGCGCCCAUCUCAGAGUAAUUUGGGUAAAUGUCUCAUUACUAGUAAACUAUAAAAUAAAUAAAUAAAAACCGUACACACUGAUACAAACAUUUUACCCCAGUGUAUCCUGGCAAAGUAUAUAUGCACAAAAUGGCUUGCAUAUAUAUUUUGAGAAUGCAUUUUUAAUGUCAGAGUGGAGUUUUCCAUAUAAAUUUUUUUUAAUUAUGUCUAAUGUACCACAGAACUGUUAUUGACAUAAUGCGUAUUUAACACAUGUUUAUGUAUGUGUAACAAACCAAAUAUGUGUUUGAUGUAAUAUGUAUUUUUUAUUAUUUAUCAAGUGCCUAUUUGGUACACACACACACAAACCGGUAUGGUGGUGAAAAUGUGAUUGAAAACCCCUUCCACCUUUGGUCAGUACAUUGUUAAACACAGAUCUGCACACCGGCCAAGCCACUAGACUUGCUUUUCCCACAGAAAUCUAAAAUUUCAGUGGUUUCUACUCCAAGUGAUUUUUGGUUGGCAUAUGCAAAUUAGUUCAACAAAGAUUCACCUCUUUGCCUCAUUAUUCCAUUUUAACCCCUUAAGGACCAAACAUCUGGAAUAAAAGGGAAUCAUGACAUGUCACACAUGUCAUGUGUCCUUAAGGGGUUAAACAUGGAUUCCUUGGAGUAUGUUUGCUGUGUACAACAGCUUUGAAACACAAGAGAUGCAAAGCCAGUAAACCCUCAUGGACAGCUGUUUCAUUGUUUAGAGGCAAAAAGGUAAUUCUUUGUUGUACUAAUUGCAUAUGCCCACCCAGAAUUCCUUGCAGUAGUAACAUCACUGACUUCAGGUGGAAGGGGAUUUCAGUCACAUUUUUCGCCACCAUUACUUUCUUGGUUUGUGUGAGUGUUUGUUUAUAUAGAUAUACAUACAUGUUCAGGUGAGUGCAGUCCUGUGUGUGUAUAUAUAUGUGUAUAUGUAUAUAUAUAUAUUAUUUCUGUAAACAAAUUGUGAUCCUCCAUUAUACGAGUGGGAAUGUGUUUGAACCAGCUUGAUUACCACUCAUAUAAUGGAGGAUCACGUUUGUUUGCAGUUAUUUAUUUCAACCAGCAAUUGCAUAGGAGAAGUUUCCAUAAGGUGCAAAUGCAGUUAAUCUGGGUACAUAACAAAAUGUUGAACAGUUCUUAGAUGCAAUCGCAAUAAAGAGUCUCGAGUCUUAUGGCAUGCACAUGUUAUCUAAUUGAAAGAAAAUAGAAAGCUGGCAAUUUGGUCAGGUGGCAUAAUCUCACAAAUUUUAAGAUCAACUUUUGAGUGGGAAAUCCUAUCUUGUUGCAAUGCACUUUAUUACUUGAUGUCUGGCAUCAGUGUUAGAAAGGUCUGUAGUGUGAGUUUAUUAGUUUUAAGUAGAUUUUCAUGGUGUCCAUUUAGCUAUGCACUUAAAGGAUUAAGUCUCAAAUACUUGCCUGACAUUUAUCACUGUAGACCACACUGGUGGAUGAGAGAGACAGCAUGUAUUAAAAUUCAUGGGAUCUAAUGACUUUGUUUACUUAGUCUUCUUUAAUCUUGCAGUGCCCAGGAGAUGAAGAGCCCAAAACUGGAGCUAGUGAUGCACUCAGAAGUUCCCUUUCAAAUGCUGGAUGGCAACAGUGAGAUGAGCUCCGAAAGAAUCAGUUACAACCCUUGGAGCCUCCGCUGCCACAAGCAGCAACUGAACCGCAUGCGUUCUGAAUCCAAAGAGAGGAAACUGUACAGUAUCUUUCUUGAAUGAUCUGAAAUUAACAUAAACCUCUUUUAAUCCAUUUUACUUUGAGAGCUGAAUUGUAUUAUAUCAGGUAAUCCCUUCUCCCAAGAUAUCAUAGCUGCUGUGAUUUGCAAACAUUGCAUUUACCAGAUCAACCUUUACAGCACCUACCCCUUGGUAUUAGAUCCUGUACUGUCUUAAUGCGAUAUGACAAGAGACUGGUGCAGGUUCUCGCAUAGCGAUCUAUGGGAGAACUUUUAUAGCAGUCAACUUCAGUCGUCGUGCACCUUUAAUCCUUUUAAUUUCACUGAUUUGGGCAUCCUAUUAUUUGAAUAUGUAUAGAUAUUUAUUUUAAUUGUAUUUUUUUUUUUUUCUUCCAAGACCGCACUCCAAGGACUUCUUGAGGUAGUACAAAAAUAAAACUUGGCUUUUAUUUACACUAUAUAAAAAUAAAUAAAAUCGACUUUUCCGUUUAAACACUACUUUUUUUUGUCAGGAAUUCUGUCUACUACCUCAAUAAGUCCUUGGAGUGCUGUCAUGAAGAACAAUAUGCUUUUGUGUAAUUGUGAUGAUCCCCGGGCACCGAACUGCAACUUUACUCUGGCAUGCAGGCUUCUAUGGAAUUUUUUUAUAUCUAUUAAAUUAAAAAAAGUACUUUUAUACAUGUUCAAUCAAUGCAGCCCACUGGUUUUCAUAUAUAAAUAUAUUUUGGUAGUCUAGGCCUUGGUUUUCCACCCCUCUCUGUCACAGGUGCCUCAUUCCAUGGCCCUAUUUAACCUUGUACUGCAGAUAGCCCCAGAUGUAAGAUAGAUAUAUCAUAUAUAUAAAAACAAAUAGCUGCUCACCGGUCUUUAAAAAAACUCCAAUACUUUAAUCAAUUCAAGUUAAAAUGAGAACCAACGUUUCAGUCCCCGCUCGGGACUUUCCUCAGGGUAACAAAACAACAUAAAAACCAUCAAAUACAUGACAAUAUAUAGCAUAAAUGUAAUUGAAUUAAACUCACCCAGGUGCAGUGUGUUCAUGCUGAACGUGAUCCGAUGCACUUCCGGGUAUGCGCGCGCAUACGUGAAUAAGAUCCGCCCCCUUACGUGCACGUAUGCGCGCGCAUACCCGGAAGUACACCGGAUCAGGUUCAGCAUGAACACACUGCACCUGGGUGAGUUUAAUUCAAUUACAUUUAUGCUAUAUAUUGUCAUGUAUUUUUUUUAUUUUAAUAAAUUCUUUAUUUAUGACAUAUAUGAGAUUACAGAACAAAGAGAGAGCGUAGAGUGGGUACUGUCAUACACAGCAAAAACCACAAAGAUUCACAGUUAGUACAUUUGUUUGUCGAUUAACAGAGAUUUUGUGGGAUGUGCAUUCCUGUACCUUCGCGUGUAUGAGAGAUGUUCCUCCUGUUCUGAGCCUGUGUGUGCUUUUGUCGUGUUUGUCGGGGGAUAGAAGAGAGGGGAAAGGGGGAUGCGUUGACGUUGGUGGGACGUGCGCAGGCAGGAGGGGUACAGGGCUCGAGGGGGGGGGAGGCGGUCGGUUGGCAUGUGUUUAUGCUCACACUCGUGUACUCCGUGGGACACCUUGCCGCGCAACGACCAAUCCUAUCCCUGUAUUGCGCCCCGUGUAGUGAGUCAGGACCAUGAGUGGGGCUCUCAAGAGAUACCUUGUACUGUUAUCGCUUGUCUGGUCAAUGCCUUGUGGGCGCUAUUGGCUGUAACGGGGUUGUGUUGACCUAUGGUCUCGCUGGAGCACCCGAGCGUGUUUGAUGUUAUAUUGUCAUGUAUUUGAUGUUUUUUAUGUUUUGCUACCCUGAGGAAAGUCCCGAGCGGGGACUGAAACGUUGGUUUCUCAUUUUAACUUGAAUUGAUUAAAGCAUUGGAGUUUUUUUAAAGACCGGUGAGCAGCUUUUUUUUUUUUUUUGGCAGAUUGUACUAUUCGAGUCUAGGCUAUGGCACCCGGCAAACUGGAUAUUUACUAAGCGUGAGUGCAGGGGAUAUUGGAAAAAAAAAAUAUAUAUAUAUAUCUAUAUCUCUAUCUAUAUCUCUCUAUAUAUAUAUAUAUAUAUAUAUAUAUAUAUAUAUAUAUAUAUAUAUAUAUAUAUAUAUAUAUAUAUAUAUAUAUAUAUAUAUAUAUUCUCUCUAUCUCUAUCUAUCUCUCAUAUAAUACUUUGUCACAAGAUGUUUUCAGAUCCUUAACUCCACUGCCCUAUCAGAGUUUCUUCUCUUAGAAAAUGUGGUACACCAUUUCAAGUUCCCAUGUGUGCUGGACCUUAAGAUGGGCACAAGACAGCAUGGGGAUGAUGCUUCUGAAGAGAAAGCAGCGCGGCAAAUGAAGAAGUGUGAGCAAAGUACAUCAGCCACACUUGGUGUGAGGGUGUGUGGCAUGCAGGUACCAAUCUUAGUCACCCUAGCUUGACUCUAUUCUUAAUUGCCAUUAUCAGAACGCUUCUGUUAUGGGCAGGGACACAUUAAAAUAAUGUUCAAGUGAUUUCUAGAUAUGAAGGUGAAAACAAUAUUGCAUGUAAAUAAAAUUUAAAAAAUGACCAUAAAUAAACUGCCCGGGAACACAUUGGGGGGAGACUUAUUAAAGUAUUGUGCUAUUAAAUAUGAUGCACAGUACAAUAUCUCUCUAUACCUUGCAAGUUUUGUAUACUAUCACUUUUAAAUUCAGCCUAAAUUGAAAUGUGUGUAUUUAUUAGCUGUUGCACUAUUUAUGUAGACUGUUUUGUUAUUAUUUCUAGGUUUUCCAGAUGGACACAGGGCAUUAUCUGUGUUUGAACAAGUACUAUGGGCGUGGACUGAGUGCAGAGGGUUUCAGACAGGCGCUCUAUCAGUACCUUCACAACGGUGUCAAUUUGCGUAGGGACCUGUUUGAACCAAUCCUGAGCAAGCUGAAACGCCUUACAGCUGUGCUGGAGAUCCAGGCUUCUUAUCGCUUCUACUCAAGUUCCCUUCUGAUUAUAUAUGAUGGCAGGGACCACCCAAGGUCAACUGACUCCAUGGUUCAGGAACCAGUACCCAAAGUGGAUGUGCGUAUGAUAGAUUUUGCCCAUAGCACCUACAAAGGCUUUCGUGAUGAUCUCACAGUGCAUGAUGGACCAGACAAAGGGUAUGUUUUGGGCCUGCGUAGUCUCAUUAGCAUCCUGGAGCUCAUUCGAGAUGAGAACCAAUAAUGUCUACAAAGGACCACUUGUCCAUGAGGCCUCUAUGCUCGUCCACGGUUCCUGCUCCUUGCACUCCUGUACCUUUUUUAAAUGGUGAUUUUCAAGAUGAUGUAAGGGCUUGGAGAGGUAAUUCAUGCACACAAUGACAAGAGUGCCACAGUGGAUGUACGUUAACUGUUUGCACUUUUCUUUUUCAUAGUAAACCAAAUUAAGUUUUCCUAUUUAAUCUCCAGGCUGUGUUCUACUUUCCUUUCAUGAAAAUAUCUCCCUGUUUAUUGUCAACGUACAACUGUCUGUUACCUGCUUGCCUGAGAGGACAAGGCAGGAAGACAUCUGGCCUUUUAAAAUUUAGCACAGUAAAUCUGCACUUAUAGAGUCUUGUGCCGAAAACCAGACAAUAGUAUUGACCCUCAACCGAUAAAAGAAACGGCGAAACUUCAAUAUGACAGAUUGGGGGACUUCUGAUGUAAAACGCUACCAAGGUUUGUGUGUUGGAGCUAAGCUCUCCACAAAUAUUUUUCUUUAAGUCACCAAAUGGCUGCUGUUGUGGACAAAACUUGACCCUACUCAGGCUCUGCUUGUGCUUGUUCCACCACAGUUAUGGCAGGUGAAGGAAUACUGUGGUACCCUUUUCCCCACCAAACUUUCCAUAGCUGGAAAUGCACAGAGGAAACUUAUCAAUGCAAUCAAAUUGUAUGCCUCCAUCACUUUGUAGCCCCUUUACCCUCCUUAAAAAGAAGUCUGGACUUGUGGACCUGUUAUGCAUCCACAGAAUUGUAUAUAUUUAUAUUGCUAUAUAAAUAUACAAAUAUAUAUAUUACACGCACAUAUAUAUAUCUCAGAUAAAAUCUAUAUAUAGAGCUCUAUUAUUCACGCUUACCAUUGUAUGAUGCCUGUCUUCCCUGCUCAGGAGAGGUUGGGGUCUAAAUGUUAAUUUCCUAAUGCAUUAAGAAACUUUUGUUACCUAAAUUACAAUGCGAACGGUGGUCAAACAUGCUAGACCUCAGCUAUUCAAUGUAAAUCGCAAGAGUGACAGAUCAGAUGACAGCGGAGUCAUAGAGUUUAAAAUGCUAAUAGCACAGGUGUGCCUUUUUAAUUCCCCCCUCUCCUCACCCCCCUUUAAUUUCAUUUGUCAUAGGGGGGCACAAACUCUUUGUUUUUCUUAGAUUUGGUUAGUAUAAAGAAAUGGAGAAUGCAGUUAGGCCUAAAUCUUAAUCAUAAAAUUACAUUUAAGAAUUCGCUAUCCCACAAUAUCAAGAUAAAUGUAAUUAUUACAUUUUUGCUUAACAUUCAACUUUAAACUUUGUUGUAGGACUUGAAUGGUUUUUGUUUGUUUUUUUUCCUUUAGAAAGAAAAGGGGUGAUUUUAAAUUUAACACACAAAAAAGUUGCAUUAUUCUCAGAGGAUGAAAUGUAUUCUAUAGAUUUCUUCCUUGCUCUCCGUCCAUGUUAAUUGCGACUGCUAUUAAACUGUCCUGAAAAUCAGCCCAGUAGUGCACUUGGGUGUCCGUUCUCAGGGAAGAAAGAGUUACCGUGUACUGAAGCACAACUGUGUGCAUUACUCUGCAAGAGAAAAGUUUGUGGCCAUUAGGUUCCAAUUGGGUGAUGGUUUGGCAUCCCAGAUGGUCCUGAACAUGUAUUCCAUGAUGCCAUGCAAGCUGAGCAUAAUGAGAAGUUUAAAUCAGGAAUAUCAGGUGCCAAGAUAAAAAAAUCAAAACAUUGUCCAGCAUUAGUUUUGUUUUUUUGUUUUUUUACUUGUGUUUACUUGGUUCCAGCAGUAUUCUGUAUCUAUGUAUUAAAAAUGCACUGCAGUCUGCAGGAUGGUAUUCUAGGGUAUCAAGUUUUCAUACCAAAGUAGAAAUUGUGCCUGUGUGUAGAAUUUUAUAUAGUGCAGAAUACUCCCUAGAAUACUUUGUUGCUUUUGUCACUCCUUGUUUUACAGUUCUGACCAUAUAUACAUGGUAAACUUGUUUUGGGUUUUAUUUUUGAUUCCAGAGGAACAAACAUGGGAAUUUUUACAGUGUGAUGUUUACUGAACAUUUGAGGAAUAAUGUCUACAUGGGUGAUGAAUGAUCCAAUGUAUGAUUUGGAAGCUGUAAAACUGCAUUUUCUCCUGCAUACCCUUUUUUUGUUCUAAAUUGACAAAUAUGAAAAUGUUGAAUUGAUCCAAUUGUUUUCUUUUUGAGGUUAUUCAGUAUAGCAGGUGUAGGCAACCUUCAGUACUCCAAAACUGGCAGAUCUGUGGAAUUGUAGUCCACAACAUCUGGAGUGACGAUGGUUGUCUACCCCCGCACUAAAGGGAUGUUGUGGAGAAUUGACAAGGGAAUUGUACAUUUCAGGCUAAAAUACCUUUUCUGUUUAGAAAUUGUGCCAUUCUAGCUUAAAACGUGCACAUUUUUUUUUGUCCCUAGUGAAGGUGUCCUGAUGACCACUAUACCAGUCCUUUGCAUUUAGAGUGGGGUUUAUAAAGGAUCCAACCAGCUAUGCAGCAUUAGUUUGUUUCACUUUUAAACCAUACAUUUUCAGUAAGUGCAGAUGAGGUAUAGUAAGAACACUCCAAACACCAUGGCCUCUACAGCAUGUUAGAGUGGCGACUAUGCAAGCAGUGUCCUGGCAUGCCAAUCCAUUUUUAGAAUGGCUUGAUAACCUUUCUUGGGUCUACUGGGUGCUGCUCCCUAUCUCGUCUCAUCUGCCUGGAGAGCCAUAAACUCCCUACACUGCUAGGCUUAGCUCACACAGAGCUUCUGGCGAGUGUAGGCUGUAGUUUAGGCAGAGUACAGGUAAGAACCAUGGCAUUGGCAAUCUGACUUUCUUAGGUUGCAAGGAGCAGCCCACAGGUAUAAACAAAGGCGUUGGCAAAUGGCUUGACUUGCUUAAAUUGCGAGAAGGGACUAAGGGCAAUGUAGUGGUUAUGGUGCUUGGAUUGUUGUGCCAGAAGCAAUAGAAAACAAGAAUAUGUGCUUGAUAAUAUUUACAACUUUUUUUUUUUUUUUUUUUAAGGCACAAAGGGGUCUCUCUUAGGACCUAUUUUGCCACUCUUGUUCCAGCUGCCUGUCUUCCCUAUCCAAAAUCCCUGGGAAACACCACACCAUCACUAAAAUAACCCUAGGCCUUCACAUGCAGUAUUUGACGUAGACUUUAAAUUUGUAUGAAUGAGCAUUCAUUUAAUUGUAUUUAUUUCCAUCGUAAAGGGUGUUUAGUUAAUGGAAUAAUUAUUCACUAAAUACAAAUUUUAGAAAAUUUAAACAAAAUUCUGAUUUGUAAAUUUUAUAGUCACAGCCGGACUAUUUAAGCCUAAAUGUUGAUAUUUGGUCCUCUACACUUUUUUUUUUUUUUUUAGGGAAUACAACAUAUAAUUAAUAUAUAUAGCAUCUCUCUAGAGCCAGAGAUAUUACUGUAAACCGGAUUCUGCUAGUCCUCCACGUGCUUUCAUUGUACCUCUUAGUUUCCAAAUCCACAGCUAUUACUAGAAAUGGCUUCUUUUAUAUGAAUGAUUAAAGAAUUGCAUCUACGUUUACUCAACAGAGUUGUGGAGAUUUAACAAGGGAAUUGUCCAAUCCAGAGUAAAGUAACCAAGCUGGAAAUCUAGUUUAGUUGGAGAACUUCUAGCUCGGUUGCACUGUGUAAUUCCCUUGUCAAUUAUCCAUGAUGCGUUUUUGUUUUUGUUUUUUUUAAUAAUGGUCUGGGAGCACUAGGUCUACAUGAGUGGAAUGCUUCAGCUUUCUGGCAUGAACAGGUCACUUGGAUCCCACUAUUUAAACAAUGUUACUGGAAGUGUUUAUUGCAUUUGUAAAUGUUACUGUUUUGUGUUUUGUUUUUUUUUUCCAUAAUUUUUUAAUUAAACAGUACUCCUGACAUUCUUGGGGUUUUUUUUUUUUGUUGUUUUUUUUUCCUUUCCUAGAAGUCUCACCUCCUUUUUUUUUAUAUAUAAGCAAAGUUGCAGUCUUGCAGGUAAGCUAUGCAUUAUGUAUAUGUUGCUAUAUCUGCUUUGCUAGACUAGAUGUGAACAUCUCUGCAUAUAGAUCCUUACUAGUCAUUUUUUCUCUUUUUCACAAGGAAAAAAGGUCUUUAAAAAUCUCUUUUCUGUGUAUCCAUGUAGACAUCCCAAAAUGUAUUUCUGGAUAUGUCUGUAUGGUGACAUUCCAUAAACCUUAAUAAAGUAAACCUAUACUAAAAAAAUAAAUAAAGCAUAAUUGUUUCAAAAUUGUGCAGGAUUUACCGCUCUAACUCAUGUUUGAAAUUAGAUUUGUCUCCUAUUAUUUUUAUUUUUUUUCGAUGUGGUUUCCCCCUUCCCUCCCUAUGUUUUUUAAACUGUUACUAUAUUUUCAGUUUGUGGUUUUUUUGGUUUUUUUUUUAUCAUCUCUCAUGCAACAUAGUAACUGUCUUCUCCUCUAAUGACCUAUAUUAAAAUAAAAAAAAAAUAUAUAUA
Messenger RNA from Pelobates cultripes (western spadefoot toad), 25811 nucleotides. The record is from the annotation of a GenBank genome assembly. NCBI's taxonomy places the organism in Eukaryota, Metazoa, Chordata, Amphibia, Anura, Pelobatidae.